GUGUGACAUUAUGGAGACCAAACAGAUGUGUUUCCUGUUUACUUGGGCUGAUCAUCUAUCUGGGCUCUGUGGCUUCCUUCAACAUCAGCCCAAUGACAACAGGCCUACGCUCUGCCUUUUCCGCCACACGCAGCAGCAGCAUAUUGGGUGGCACUCAGCGUGCUGUGACCUUUGACCACCUUCUAGUCAACAUUGGUGAAGACUUCAAUCCAGAGACGGGCACUUUCCGUUGCCGCCUGCCUGGUGCAUACUACUUCUCAUUCACAGUGGGAAAGUUCCCAAAGAAGAUGCUGUCGGUCAUGCUGGUGAAGAACGGGAUGGAGGUGCAGGCCAUUGCAUAUGAUGGAUACCAGAACCAGGGCCGCAAGGUUCAGAGCCAGAGCGUGAUGGUUAGUCUGAAACCUAUGAAUACAGUAUACCUGCUCCUUCAGGACAAUCCCCACUACGCCAUCUACAGCAACGUCGGACCAUACAUCACAUUUAGUGGUUAUCUUGUCUAUCCAGACUCUACAUCCUCUGUUGGAUAUCUCAAUAACCACCUAUCUCCUCCAGGCCUUCAUCUUCCAGGUUGUCCUCCCCCUGUAGAUGCUUAUUAUGAUUGGAGAAGAAGAACAACCAGUGAGGAACCACGUUCUGCAUUUUCAGUGGCAAGAACUACAUCAGCGCUGGGAGAAAGCAGAGUGCGUCGUGAAAGAGAAGCUCUCAAGUUUGACGUGGAGUAUGUCAACAUAGGCGGCCAUUUUAACAUAACAUCCGGACGUUUUACCUGCCACUUCCCUGGUGAAUAUUACUUUGCAUUUACCGUGGGAAAGCACCCUCGUCGUGCGGUUUCAGUGAAGCUUAUGAUGGGAAGAGGGGAGGUUCGGGCCAUGGUGUUCAAUGAGGACAUGUCACGGCAGAGAGAGAUGCAGAGUCAGAGUUUGUUGUUGUCACUGAAAAGAGGAGACAGUGUCUGGCUGUACAGUCAGCAGGAUGACGGAUAUGCCGUUUACAGCAACCAGGGACGAUACACAACCUUCUCUGGUUUCCUGGUCUACCCUGAUGGUGAAUCCAUGAACAGAGACAGAACUUUCCCCUGAGAACCAAAGCCAGCUGCAGUACU
Molecule: messenger RNA, 1102 nt
Organism: Sinocyclocheilus rhinocerous
Lineage: Eukaryota; Metazoa; Chordata; Actinopteri; Cypriniformes; Cyprinidae
Gene: c1qtnf13
Product: C1q and TNF related 13
Exons: 1
Coding region: 93-1079 (328 amino acids)
Molecular function (GO): protein binding
Source: RefSeq, a predicted model, not a curated record